Jatropha curcas is the source of this 568-nucleotide messenger RNA. Lineage: Eukaryota; Viridiplantae; Streptophyta; Magnoliopsida; Malpighiales; Euphorbiaceae. The record is from RefSeq and is a predicted model, not a curated record.
UUGACUAAUUCAAUUAAUCUUAUACUCAACUAAUUAAUAAAUCCAAGUUUUGAAAGUUAUACUGAAAACGAGCAACUAGGCCUUACAAUGUACCAAUCAAAAAUCGAAUUUGAUUUUCGUGAUCCGCGUGAAGAGGAGAUUAUUCUGCCUCUCGGAGUCUCGCUGGAGACUCGCCGGACCGCCGCCGUCGCCGCCGUGCACGGUGGCAGGAAAAAUCAUCCUUGCCCAGAAAUUUGCAACGAUCACACCAUUCAACUCAAUUUUUCGUCAGGAGUCCGAUUUUGGCAUCAGUUGCUCGUGAUCAGUCCUCCAUCCGGCAGAAUCGAGCCCGACAGUAGCUUGUGCCACCAUUCGUGGUGGAUUUCACCAUUUUUCAUCAGACGCUUGAUUCAACGGCGGAAAGAGGUUCACACGAAGGAGAUGAGACGAUCGACGCUGCUUCUUCAAGUUGCAGCCACCGCAAACGGCGUGGGUUGCCGGUAUCGCGCGACAGUCAGCUCCAGUCGCGAUCUUCAUCGAUUCUGGCCUCCCUUCUGCAAAACGACACCACCAACGAACUCCUCUCGUC